UCUGAAUUUAUCUGGUCUGCGUGCCAAGACCACGCUUAGCCGUAAUGGGCGAGCUGCUGAACUAGACGCGCCGAAGGUACAACUUCAGAAAAACAAUCCAAGAACAGCGCAUGGAGCUGUAUCGACUGAGAACUACGACGUUCUGGGUUUGAUUUUUGAAUGAGCAGUAUCGUCUGUUUCUCCGGAUCUACUUGAACGUGCUCGUAGUAUUUGUUUUUGUUAUCUCCUCCAGCCAUGGCGCCAAUGACCAGACGGGGACGCCAGACAGCUCCCAAUGAGUUCUUGAACCCUCAAGCCAUCGUGCCGCAUGUCAGCCGCGAAGAGAGCUGGCAGCUUGAAGGGGAUGAUUCCCGGUCGGAAAGAGAGCUCUCUGAAAACCCUUCUGGCUCCUUCCAGGACUACGACGGCGAGUUUGAAUACGAUGCUAUAAAAUACCAGCCGACACGGGACUUCGACAGUGGAGAUAGCCAUGAAGAUAUCCUGCACCCUCUGCGCGAAGCCGCAAACAGGGUUGGCCGAGAGGUCGAGAAAUUCGCGGAGGUCCUGGAUGGCUACAACCCCCUGAAGGCUGUCGACGAUGCCGACAGGAAGGAUAUGACGUUUGAUCUCAUCGAUUCAUACCAUGAUAUUGCGAUUGAGGCUGUGAAGAGACUCCGUGCGCAGCACAACCGCCGACAAACAGGCCACACAGGGAGGAAAAAUAUACUGGGGUUCACGGCAGACCACGAUGAUGAUGCGAUGGAUGAAGAUGGAUCCGAUGACCAGGAAAUUAUCGAAUCGAACCCGAUGACUACACCUGAAGACCUCAAGCGGUGGGAGCAGGAGGCCCGUACGUGGGACCUGUUACGCCGAAUGACCACAUUGCAAUAUGGCCCGCCGCAAACUCAAGACGCGCCUCCAAUCCACCGCUACUCUUCCGAGCGUCAAAUCUGGACUUCAUUUUUACAGAAUGAUACGCUUGGGUUGGAGCGACACACCGUGCUGGAGUGGCUCAAGAACACUGCUGAUGAGUCUGGCGAGGAUAUCGAUGUGUUGGUCCAGGAACUUCAGCAGAAUGCUGAGAGAGGCGAUAUCACCGCACAUGGAUGGCUGCACACGAAAUCCGCAAUCAAAAAUCAGAAGCGACUCCACGCGUGGCAAUACAUCCUUGAUCCUACCAACCCAGACGUCAGCCGCGCCCUCCGCAAUGCGUCCAAGACAGAGGCUCUCGUCACGCAACUGGAUCCCGAUGCGCCAAUACGCCAGAACCUUAACCUAGAAGCGCCAGAUCAAUACUUUGAAAGGGCCAUCUGGCGCGGCUGUUACGAGCUCCUCCGCCGUGGAAAGAGCGGCGAGGAUAUCAGAGAAUGGUGUCAAGACCGUCAGGAAAUCUGGCGCGCUGUGAGCAUGGGCGGUUUCCCAGAUGACGACUCGCAAAACGAUACCGCAGACCAUGGCUCGAGGGCGCUGUGGCGCCGCAUGUGCCAUGCCUUGGCCAAGCGGGGAGGCUCCGAUAUUUAUGAGACUGCCGUGUACGGUAUUCUCGCCGGCGACUUCUGGAGUGUUGCGCCAGUCUGCAAAUCCUGGGACGACGAGAUGUUCGUCCACUACAACUCGCUGAUCCGAAGCCAGUACGAGGCGUUCGUUUUGAAGAAAUUCCCGAGCCGUGCGCCCCAAGACCAGGUCCAAUCAAUUGAGGCUUUUGAUGCGAUCAGCUUUCACGGCGACCCAGCCACCGUGGGGCGGAGAACUGUGGAUUUGUUGAAUGCAAAGCCUGGACUCAUAAAGGAGGCACAGCAGCCCCUGAAGAUGCUCCAGGGGGUUCUUAUCGCGAAUACAUUCCGCGAUUUCAUACGCGAACAGGGAAUUGCCAUCUCCAAAGCCGCAAAUGCCCAGGAUACCUCGAAAUUGAUCGACGAUCUCCAGACCGAUCCUAAGAAUGAGGACAGGGUUGUGUAUAUCAAGACGGAAGAUUUUGACAGUCUCCGAGUCUUGGCGCACAUGGUCCUUGCCUUCAAGAGCCUGGGCAUGACCUUCGUCAACGAGAAGGAUACCUACGCCAUCGAAAGCGUAGUCGUAGCCUACAUCUCCUUCCUCCGCCUCGCCGGCAAAGAAGAGCUCAUCCCCCUCUACGCCGCCCAGCUCUCCGACGCCAGGACCUACUCGACCCUCUCCCGCGAACUCCUCGAUGUCACCGACCCCGACCAGCGCAUCACCCAAAUCAAGCUAAUGAAAGAACUCGGCCUCGACGUCCAGCGCUUCGUACGCCUCCAAACCGCCUUCCUCCUCGUCGACUACCCCGACACCACCCCCGGCUACCCCGCCGCGCGCACAUUCUCCAUCCUCGUCCCAGGCCAACACUCCAACCAAGGCCUCAGCCAAAAGCUGCGCCCCAACUUCAUCGGCAACGCCGUCGCGCGCCCUGAAGCCCUCCUCAUCCGCGCCUUCGAAUGGCACCUCCUCGUCGAUGGGAUGUGGAGCGAAACCUUCCGCACUGGCACCGCGCUCUUCGUCCGCUUCUUCAAACACGGCCACAUCGCCGCCGCGCGCGAGCUGGCGGGGUGCAUGCCCUCUCGCGACAUUGCCGCGGCGAAAACCCCCGUCCUCCUCGGCGAAUCGCUCGAGCUGUCCCAGCUCAGCGACGGCGGCGAUAGUACGGACCUCGAGAGCCUCCUCCGCAAACACAUGGCUGACGAGGCGCGCGCGUACGUCGAGCUCGAGGGCUUGGUUAAUGCGCUCGACUUCAUCGAAGGCGUCGCGGGUAUCAUCGACUCACUGCAGUUGUCGCAGGUUAAACAAGAUGAGCGGUUGAGCAAGAAGCUUCGUCUCGAGUUUCAUACGAAUUUUGCCAAUAUUCGGCACAGCGUCGCGCCGUUGCUGGAUAAUUGGCUUGUGAAGAGUCGGGAAGCAAACCCCGCCCUCAUCCCACUCCACGCAACUUACCUCCCGCCUACCCUCCUCGCAUACGCCGCCCUCCUCAACAAUGCCGGCCUCUAUAUCUCGCGCGACCACUUCCUCGAGAGCAUGGAGCUCGCUAGCGUCAUCGCCACUAACACCGAACUCACCAACAUCUUUCUCGGCCCCGACGCUCCCACAUCAAAAGGAGGAGCGGGCACAGAAGAAGAAAAAGAAGGACUCGGCCGCAACGCGAUGGCGGAUCUGGUACAAGGUGUUGCCGGCGACGCAGUGGCGUUGUUGUUUAGCACCGGCCCGGAUAAGAGUCGGAUGCGUGGCGGGAGACGGGCGAGAGAGGGGGGAUGGAACGGAGACAUUUGGGGUGUUGGGAAGUAGGUUAUCGAUUUGCUGGUAGGAUAGGGGGUAGAUUUAAGAACGAUGCUUUCCACUUCUUCUCCCAGCCAGGUCUGGCAAGACGCAGUUGUAAAGGGGGGAAAGUGGAGGAGUUUUCUGUAUAUUUACUAUUUGAUGGUCAAAUCUCAUAGAACGGGUGGGAAUCAAUAAGAAGGCUUGUCCGAU
This is a messenger RNA of Pseudogymnoascus verrucosus, 3453 nucleotides long. RefSeq names its product nuclear pore complex subunit (gene NUP84). Gene Ontology annotation, molecular function: structural constituent of nuclear pore. Gene Ontology annotation, cellular component: nuclear pore outer ring; nuclear pore. The record is from RefSeq and is a predicted model, not a curated record. Gene Ontology annotation, biological process: regulation of DNA-templated transcription; post-transcriptional tethering of RNA polymerase II gene DNA at nuclear periphery; protein import into nucleus. Bases 235 to 3270 code for a protein of 1011 amino acids. The transcript has 5 exons. NCBI's taxonomy places the organism in Eukaryota, Fungi, Ascomycota, Leotiomycetes, Thelebolales, Thelebolaceae.